AUGGCAGUUGCGAUGCAUCGAUCACAGGUUUUCCGUGACAGGUGUCGAUGGAAUUUCAAAGCUCGCGGGCUGCCUUUCGAAAACACCUUUACAGACCGAACCAUAUUCCAGAAGGGUCGCGUGACUACUUUACGACAGCAAAUUAGAAAGAGAGCAGGCAGGCUUGUCGUCCAGCCGCAUGGCCCUCUCAUCAUCCACGAUCGCAUAAAGCUUGCAGGCAUCCACCGGGCCCAGCCCAUGAGUUACCUCUACGAGCAUGACAUGUACCACGACUGCACUCUGGCUGACUGGGCUGACCUGAAUCACGAUGGGCAAGUGGCGGCUUACACGGCGCUACGUGACUUUCGAUCAGAGCACGUAGACGAGAUCAUCGAGGACGCAAAGCGAAGGGCGGAAUCUAAAACGCCGCAUCCUCAUGGUCCAUAUCGAGGCCCCGGCAUCGAUAUGAACGCCACCUCUAGCAUGGGAACCGGGGACUGGCUACCUGAAGACUUGGUUCCGGAACAAUGUGACGGAUCCUACGCAGAAGUCGACUUUGAAGCGAAUGAAGAUACAGGUGACUGCGACUGUUUAUGCGAUGCUACGGGUCUAUCGGGUUUUGAACAGUCUAUGAUAGAUGGAGGGUGGGGUUUCAGUGACGGUGGGAGCGGAUUUCCUGUAGACACAGGCUCCGCAGGGCUUGAUAUCUCCGGAGGUAAUGGAGGUAGCGGUGACGGCAGUAACAGCAAUGGAGGUGGCAGUGGUGAUGGUAGUCACGGAGGGGACAACUCCCAUGCAGGGAGUAGCAGUAACGACCAAUCGUGGCAGAGUAUCAUGGGAAUGCUUUAG
This is a messenger RNA of Colletotrichum tamarilloi, 828 nucleotides long. RefSeq lists its product as uncharacterized. The record is from RefSeq and is a predicted model, not a curated record. The transcript has a single exon. NCBI's taxonomy places the organism in Eukaryota, Fungi, Ascomycota, Sordariomycetes, Glomerellales, Glomerellaceae. Bases 1 to 828 code for a protein of 275 amino acids.